This is a messenger RNA of Lycium barbarum (goji berry), 1582 nucleotides long. Its product is annotated as UBP1-associated protein 2A-like. Bases 95 to 1345 code for a protein of 416 amino acids. NCBI's taxonomy places the organism in Eukaryota, Viridiplantae, Streptophyta, Magnoliopsida, Solanales, Solanaceae. The record is from RefSeq and is a predicted model, not a curated record. Gene Ontology annotation, molecular function: RNA binding. The transcript is spliced from 3 exons.
AAAACUCGUUAAAAAGCUACGUAUAACCAAAACCCUGCCUUCUUCCCUUCAUCAUCUCUCUCAUUCUAUAAGCAAAAAUCUCACCAAAAAAUCCAUGGCUGCUAAGAACAACAUAAAAAAGCGAAAACUCAUCAAGAACACAGAUUCCAUAGCUACACCCUCUAAAAUCAAGAAGCAGCAAAAAACACCCAAACCCAAUAAGCCAACCCGACCCGAACCCACUUCCGAUUCGGAUUCAGACUCCGACCCAUUACCCACAAAAAUCCAGAAACUUCUAGAGCCUUACACAAAAGACCAACUGAUUACCUUAGCUGUGAACACAGCACUUUCACACCCAUCUUUUUACAACCUUAUCCAAUCAACAGCAGACAAAGACAUAACUCAUAGGAAAAUCUUCGUUUACGGCCUGGCGCGUGACACCACGCGCCAAACCCUACUAUCCGUGUUCGAAGAAUUCGGUGCAGUUGAGGAAUGUAACGUUGUGAUCGACCAUGUAACGGGAAAAGCGAAAGGGUAUGCUUUUAUCGUGUUUAAAACUCGAAAAGAAGCCGAAAAAGCGCUUAAAGAACCGCGAAAAACGGUUAAUAAUCGCGUCGUUUCGUGUAAGUUGGCUUCGAUGAAGAAGGAGGAGUGUGUUGUUUCUGGUGAUAAUAACAAUGAGUUUGGUAACAGGAAGAUAUAUGUGAGUAAUGUGAGUAAGGACGUUGAUUCGGAGAAAUUAAGGAUGUUUUUCGCGAAGUUUGGGGAAAUCGAGGUUGGACCGAUGGGAUUUGAUCCAACGACUGGGAAAUCAAAAGGGUAUGCUUUGUUUGUGUAUAAAAGGGUAGAGGAGGCAAAGAAAUGUCUCGAAGAGCCGUGUAAGUUGUUUGAAGGGAGGCAAUUGUAUUGUAAAAAGGCGGCUGAGGGGAAAAUUGGUGGUGGAGCGGCGAGUAUUACUACUGAGAUUAUACAACAGCCUGCCCUGUUGGCAAUGCCGCCACCCGGGCAAGGUUUGUAUGGCAUGGGGAUGGUUGGUCAGAACGCAAAUGUGGCGAUGAUGAAUCCGUUUUAUGGCGGAGUACUUGCUAACCCAUAUGCAGGAUAUGUGAAUCCAUUUCUAGGAGUUGGUGGUUUCGGGCAGCAAAUGGGUGGUGGAAUGGGGAUUGCAGGAUAUGGUGGGUUGUUAGAUAGUUUAGGAGGGGGUGUUUCGGGUUUAGGGGCAUAUGGUGGUGGUGUUGGUAGCAGCACUGGUGGUUCUACUGGUGGAGUGGGGCCCGGCUUAUUGCAGGCCUAUCCGAAUAAGCAGCUUGGCCAACAUUCAACUGCUAAGCUUCCAGGGAGUAGUUGCUACUCGUCACACUUGUGAUGAACAGUGCCUGUCUAUGAGGAAACAAAGAUAUGGAAGCAUUGAUGAGUGUCUAAGGGGUGCCUCUUUAUUUCUUUACUUCAUAUAAUCCAUACUUCUUACUGAUAAACCACGUUCCUACCGGACGUGGUAGAUUUUAUGUCUUAUGUCAUUGACUUUUUUUGUUUUUGUUUUUGUGGACAAAUUCCUCAUUUUUCCUUUGACUUAUUUUGAAGUGAAUUUUUUUUCUUACUCUUA